This is a messenger RNA of Uranotaenia lowii, 1651 nucleotides long. Its product is annotated as sialin-like. The transcript is spliced from 5 exons. Bases 93 to 1517 code for a protein of 474 amino acids. Lineage: Eukaryota; Metazoa; Arthropoda; Insecta; Diptera; Culicidae. The record is from RefSeq and is a predicted model, not a curated record. Gene Ontology annotation, molecular function: transmembrane transporter activity. Gene Ontology annotation, biological process: monoatomic anion transport; transmembrane transport.
AUAAGAAAAAGUCAGAAAAUCGCAAAUCAGUAGGCCCUUGUCAGAUUCAUUUUUUUUUCCAACUGUCAAUAAAAGCUUAAAUUUUCCAAAACAUGGUUUUGCAUGUGUUUUGUCAUUCAAUAUGUAGCUGUUUCCCCACCCGAUAUCGGACGUGCCUGCUGGCUUGUAUGUGCCUCCUGAUACAGUACACGAUGCGUAUAUGUCUUCAUUUGGCUAUUACCGAAAUGACUUUUCCCCCAACGACAACGGCUGAACCCGGCGAAGGCGAAAGCAGAAUGAUAAAGAGACCAUGUUUCUCACUUCAAAAGCGAACCGAAGAACCAGCCGACCCUAUCUAUAACUGGAGCGAAAAAGAUCAAGGAGUGAUUCUUUCCUCCUUCUACUGGGGCUACAUGGUAUCGAAUUUCUCGGCCUCGGCGAUUGCCGAUCGAUUCCCGAGGCUUCUGUUGAUGUGGAGUGUUUUCGGUUCCGGUGUCUUGACUCUGCUGACUCCGAUGGCCAUUGAUAAGGGUGGAAUGAGGCUGUUGGUUUGUCUUCGGGCGUGUGAAGGCUUCUUCCAGGGAGUCACGUUUCCGGUAUUGAGUGCUCUGAUAUCCCAUUGGGUUCCUCCGGCGCAGAGAAGUAUGCUCGGGGCGUUUGUUUACAGCGGAUCACAGAUUGGAUCACUGGUUGGAGGCAUUGGAUCCGGAAUGCUGAUUCAUUAUUUCAACAGCUGGAGAAUCGUGUUCUAUGUUUGGGGAACCUGCGCCAUGAUAAUGUUCUUAACGUGGUGGAUCUUCGUAUUUGAUAGUCCUCACAACCAUCCCUAUAUGGACGAAGGAGAAAGAUCGCAACUCAUCGAAGAACUGGGCGGUUCUGGUAAAGCUCUUAAACCUGGUUCUAUUCCGUGGAGAAAGAUUGCAUCGAGUGCACCAUUCUGGGCUGUUGUUUUUGGACAGGUUUCCCUCGAUUUUAAUUUCUACCUGACAACGAUUGACCUUCCAAAAUUCAUGAAAAGCACUCUGGGGCUGGACGUUCGUGAGAAUGGAAUAAUUUCCUACAUGCCCUUCUUUCUGAUGUGGAUGAACACGAGUGUCACCGGAUGGAUUGCGGACAAACAGAUCAAAUCCGGUUGCCUGUCUAGGACCAACACUCGCAAAUUUUGGUGCACCUGCGCUUCCACAUUAAGCUCCACUUUCAUACUGGCUGCGGCCUACUCGGGCUGCCGGAAGUGGUUGAUAGUGGCGUGUUUUACACUGGCUAUUGUUUCCAUGUCCGGAUAUUAUCCCAGUGUAAAAGUCAACGCGAACGAUCUGAGUCCAAACUUUGCAGGAUUGAUUAUGGCUUUUGUCAAUGGCUUUGGAGGGUUUUGCGGUAUAAUCGUCCCAUACAUGGUUGGACUGCUAACUCCAAAUCAAACUAUCGAAGAAUGGCGGCUGGUGUUCUGGAUAGGCUUUUUUGUAAUCCUGACUUCAACCACUAUUUUUAACCUAUUUUCUUCCGGAGAAGUCCAGAGCUGGAAUACUGUCAAUGAAUGAUAGCAGGCAUCGGUUUAAAAGCUCAAUCAAUUUACAGGGCUAUCGACAAAUAGUUAACAAAUGAAUUAUUCAGAAGAAGCAAGAAAAUUGAAAACUCGAUAUUAAAAAAAUUAUAUUUUUAUUGGCCUUUCUAA